GUGGAGGGUGACACAGAAAUGCACUGCUAAAUUCAUUAUUUGUGAGAGGCAUUGCAGUAAUUCAGGCGUGUCUUGCUCUAUUUAGUGACUGGAUUUACAGGACAAUUGGACGCAGAAAACCAGCAAAAAGGUUUUGGAGAUGUUGGUUUCAAUGUUAACAGCUCUCUACAUGAUGAUGAGACUAGCUGAACAGCUAGGUGUCAGGUGGGUUCGACAGCAGGAUGCUUUGCCCUACAUGGUGUCUCAGCCACUACCCUGGCAGGUUCAUUACGUCUCCCAUAGCCGAAGAGGAAGCAAAGCAGAAGAGUAUGAAGGUCAGAGAAGAAACAGUAUGGGUGUGUAUAGAAAAAAUUCAACUUCCAGCAAUGGACAACCAGUCCCAGCCAGCCCCACAUGUGCAGACAAGGCAGCUGCUACUAUUCAGCACCAGUACAGGAAGUACCAGCAGAAGAAGCAUAAGCAGACAAAAUGAAGGAGCAGCAGCCAGA
This is a messenger RNA of Colossoma macropomum (tambaqui), 488 nucleotides long. RefSeq lists its product as uncharacterized. Lineage: Eukaryota; Metazoa; Chordata; Actinopteri; Characiformes; Serrasalmidae. The transcript has 4 exons. The record is from RefSeq and is a predicted model, not a curated record. The coding region runs from base 140 to 472 and encodes 110 amino acids.